AAAGCCCUUUCUGUCCCCUCACCUCGGCCCUACUGUAUGAUGAGUGCUUUUGUGCACGGUCCGGCCCGAAUGGCCUGUUAGUGUAGAGUCCCCUACCGACGCCGAGCUCUCCCGAUGCGUGCGGGCUUUGUGGCUGUAGCUGCGGAGAUGCUGAGCGGUCCCUGUCGCCGGGCCACACCGGGCCUCGGAAGGCUUUUGCUGGUUCCCAUCAUCAACACUGUACCUCCGAUGUCCUGUUCGGGGAUCCGCAGGCUGCGCUCCACGUCCUCUAUGCAGGGCCUCUCGGAGCUGGCCCGGGAGAGAUCCAAAACAGUCACAUCCUUCUACAACCAGUCGGCUAUUGACGUCUCGGCCGAGAAGGCGUCUGUGCGGUUGACACUGGCCACGCUGCUGUACUCUGGUAAAUCUCCAGAUGGACAUCACAUCCUGAGCAGUGCCAAGUAUCUGCACAAAGAGCUACCAGUGAGGAUUGCUCACCGCAUCAAGGGCUUCCGCAGUCUGCCCUUCAUCAUCGGUUGCAACCCCACUAUCCUGCAAGUGCAUGAACUGUACAUAAGGGCCUACCACAUGCUCAGUGAUUUCCCCCAGAUUACAGAUCAGGACGCUGAGGCGCGCUUCUGUAAACUGGUGCAGCAGCUGCUCGAUGACCACAAAGAUGUGGUGACCAUGCUGGCUCAGGGCUUCAGAGAGAGCCGCAAGCACAUCCAGGACGAGAGCCUCAUCCGCAGCUUUCUGGACACAACAUUGUGCUCACGGCUGGGGAUCAGGAUGCUGGCCACUCACCACUUGGCUCUCCAUGAGGACAAUCCUGACUUUGUGGGCAUCAUCUGCAGACGACUCUCCCCUAAAAAGAUCAUCGAGAAGUGGGUGGACUUUGCCCGGCGUCUGUGUGAGCAUCAGUACGGGAACUCUCCGCGUGUGCGCAUCAACGGGCAUGUGGCAGCACGCUUUCCCUUCAUUCUGCUGCCCCUGGACUACAUCCUGCCAGAGCUGCUCAAGAACGCCAUGCGGGCCACUAUGGAGAGCCACCUGGACACUCCCUACAAUGUCCCCGAUGUGGUGGUGACCAUUGCCAACAACAACAUGGACUUUGUGAUCAGGAUCUCUGACCGCGGAGGAGGCAUUCCACACCACAUUCUGGACAAAGUCAUGGACUACCACUUCAGCACGGCCGAGGAGAGCGCCCAGGAUCCCCGCAUGAAUAACCUCUUCAAUAACAUCACCAACAGCGGCAACCAGUCUGGACCCAUGCAUGGGUUUGGCUUCGGGCUGCCCACCUCCAGGGCCUAUGCGGAGUACUUGGGCGGCUCUCUGUCUAUUCAGUCCAUGCAGGGCAUUGGGACAGACGUGUACCUGCGCUUGCGCCACAUCGACGGCAAAGGAGAGAGCUUCAGAGUGUAGCCAACUCACUGUGGGAUUCCUACUUUCAGUUUCUGUAUUGGGCUGAUUAUAAGCUAUGUUAGCUGUUCUUGUUUUGUGUUGUUUUGUACCUUUUGGCAUGUGCUCUUGUUUUUGAAGUAUAGGAGAUGUUUUGAUUUGGACAAAGUGCAUGUGAUUUGUGAAGCCGUGCAGCAGUAGAGCUUCUGUUUUAUUGAAGCUCUGUUCGAGUGAGUUGCCACGUGCCUCAGACCAUAAACAUUUGAACAUCUCUCCAUUUCACUGAUCUAAGGCCCAGAACCACUUCGACCUGUAUAGACUCCAGAGAGACCCAGAGCCUGUGGAUAUACUGUUCUACCACCUGACUGACUCCAUACAUCACCUGUUUUGUAUUUUAGUGGCGGCCAUGUAUGUAGUCAGGUGGGUUACAGGGCAUGCUGGGACCCAGGCCACUGCCUUAUCACCUCUGCCUCUGUUUUUUGCUCAUUUCUAUACUUAUUGUCAUUUUGUUGCCAUUACUAAAUCACACAUAACAUUUUAUUGUACAUUUUGCAGAGUAUUAAUAAUUUACCAGGAGAUUGAGUCCCUGUCAAAA
Molecule: messenger RNA, 1972 nt
Organism: Periophthalmus magnuspinnatus
Lineage: Eukaryota; Metazoa; Chordata; Actinopteri; Gobiiformes; Gobiidae
Gene: bckdk
Product: branched chain ketoacid dehydrogenase kinase
Exons: 11
Coding region: 115-1401 (428 amino acids)
Biological process (GO): regulation of glucose metabolic process; protein phosphorylation
Cellular component (GO): mitochondrion
Molecular function (GO): pyruvate dehydrogenase (acetyl-transferring) kinase activity
Source: RefSeq, a predicted model, not a curated record